Molecule: messenger RNA, 1560 nt
Organism: Sphaeramia orbicularis (orbiculate cardinalfish)
Lineage: Eukaryota; Metazoa; Chordata; Actinopteri; Kurtiformes; Apogonidae
Product: homeobox protein Hox-D1-like
Exons: 2
Coding region: 1-969 (322 amino acids)
Biological process (GO): regulation of transcription by RNA polymerase II
Cellular component (GO): nucleus
Molecular function (GO): RNA polymerase II cis-regulatory region sequence-specific DNA binding; DNA-binding transcription factor activity, RNA polymerase II-specific
Source: RefSeq, a predicted model, not a curated record
AUGACUUCCUAUCAAGAGUUAACGGCCGAAGGGGAGAGUAGCCCUCUGUUCACAGGCUGCUGCCGAGUGAAAGGGGUCAUAAACCGGGACCUGGGCUGCAGGACGCAUCCUGAACUCUGCAGAGGAGACGAACACAAACUGGAGGAGGAAGUUUCUGCAGGAUUUGAGUCCCCGCAUCCACGGUACUUAACUCUGUCGAACAGUGUGACUCUGUACACCUCUCCGGACAGCCCUCCUCCUCCUCCUCACCCUCCUCCUCCUCCUCUUCCAGUGUGUGAGACUCUCGAGGGCUUCUCCACGCCGGCCUGCCUCCACUCGUCCCGUGUCCCCUGGCGGUGCAGGGCGCAGGGGCAGGGCUCUGCAGGGCGCGGAUCCUGCGCGUCAAGCAGCGACAACACCGAGGCGCGUCGCUCCGUUUUUGGGUCACUUCCAGAACAAAUUCAUAAUAAUCAUGUCUCCGAUAUCCACAUCGCCGUGGGAAGUUCAUCUGAGACGGACGUGGCUGAUAUGGAUGAAAGGACUAAAACUUUUGAGUGGAUGAAAGUGAAGAGGAGUCCACACCGGGCGGCCAGGAUGCACAUGACCUGUGGGUUCAGUAUUGUUGGCUCAGGCCUCGGUGCUGUGGAAGCUGGAAGCAGCAGCAGCAUCUGCACGGAUGGCCAUCCCACGGUGAACGGGGCCCCGAGGACCAGCUACAGCACCAAACAGCUGACCGAGCUGGAGAAGGAGUUUCACUUCAACAAGUACCUGACGCGGGCGAGGAGGGUGGAGGUGGCCGGUGCCCUGCAGCUCAGCGAGACGCAGGUGAAAGUUUGGUUUCAGAACAGACGCAUGAAGCAAAAGAAAUUACAGAGAGACCGGCUGUUGUCCGAGCCCGGGCCCACGGCGGCGCAGUCCCACGCCGACAGACUGGACACCUGCCCCUCCCCCGGACCGUCCUCGCCAGAACACCUGCCCCUGAACUUGUGAUCCGUGGGAGCUGCGCCGUGCACCAUGCGCCACGCACCAGCAGCGAGGGCGAGGGCCAGCCUGCAGAUGUUUUGAUUCCCGUUUGCAUCGGUUUCAAUCAGGCUUCACCUUUAUUUGCUUACCACGGUGGAUGCUCAUCGCAAAAAAAAAAAAAAAAAAAAAAAAAAAGCGCAAUGGCAAGUUUCUUCAUGCAAGAACGGGUCAAAACAAUUUGUCAUCCUCCUCGGCUUCAGACUGGCGCUCUGAUUUGAAUAUUAAAAUCCAAGUCAUUGCAUCGUGCUCCUAUCUACACAACGUAAACGGAGAUACAAAAUUAUAUUAAUUGUCCAUAGAAACUGUGGCAGUCUAUUUGUUUAUUUAUUCGGAGUUAUUUAUUCAGGAUGUGACUCAGUUGAAUAUAUUUAUAUAAUUUAUUCACCCUGACAUGAGAUUCCUACUUUUAUUUAAAUCAACCCAAAUGAAUUAUGUAUAUUUAUUUUAUGUCUACAUUUGACCAGAUUUAUUUUAUUAAAACUAUAUUUUAGUAAAUAGGCUUUACCAAUUAUUCCACCCACUUCCACUGCUGCUGCUUUCUCCUGCACUUAAAAAGUU